This is a messenger RNA of Eurytemora carolleeae, 1540 nucleotides long. Its product is annotated as exocyst complex component 7. The transcript is spliced from 4 exons. NCBI's taxonomy places the organism in Eukaryota, Metazoa, Arthropoda, Copepoda, Calanoida, Temoridae. The record is from RefSeq and is a predicted model, not a curated record. The annotation marks the transcript as partial.
UUAUAAUAAAUGAAAAAAGUAUGUUUAUUUCCAAUACUGAAAAUUGAAAAUAAGGCUCUAUUUUCAGAUUUUUAAAGUGGAGUUGCGAUCUAUGAAGAAGUUUCAUAAUAAAUAUAUAAGUCAUAAAACUUUUUGUUAUCCCUCCCCUUAUACAUAAUAAACCCUUGUGAUAUGUUAAAGUACUGGAUGAUCAGUGUUUAGUUGUGGACAAAAUAUAAAUAUUUAUUCUUUGGUCUAAUCCACCUAUACGGCAUUGAUUUAAAGGUUGUUAAAAAACUAUUCUAAGUGUGAAAUGAAUUCCUAAAAAUAGAAUUAUUAAAUGUGCAAUAAUGUUUUCACAAUCUUCAGGAUGUUUAACAAUUGUCAAAUUAUCCCCCAUUGGCGUGUAGAAAAUAGAAUUUUGAAUGUUUCUCAACACAUUUUUGUCAUUUUUCUCUUUUAUACGUCGUCACCUAGUAAAAUUGCUAUUCUAAGAUGUUCUGAAAAAAAUAGUUUUUGUUCAGGUUUCAGCAUAUCAUUAGAACUGAAUAUUUAUUGUAAAAGCUGAACUACUGGAGCAAAAAAUUUGUCUCGGGACACCCUGUAUGUUUGCGUUUAAAAGAAGAUGAAUGUUUUUAAAUCAAGAAUACUCAUGAUUACGAUGUGAAUGUACUGUACUCUUCUUACCCAACUUUUGUUACAUGAUAAAAUUAUAACCUUGCAACUUUUCUUGGUAUAAUUUGGUGGCAUGGUUUCCAAUCCAGGAAUAUAUAUUUUUUAGAAGCCCCUUCCCCCCCCCCCUUCCCCUGUGCACUUGUGGAAUUUUUUUUUGAUGCUAUGGGGGGAAAGGAAAAGUGGGACUCAAAAGGAAAGUUUUUCCAUCCUUUUUGAUACUUUUUACCUACAUAUUUUCCCCUUUUCAUCAAUAAACCCCUCAAACCAACGAACAUAGCAUCUGGGGAAAAAAUUAUUUUAAAAGAACCCCCCUUCUGCCCCCCCCCCCCCGGACGAUUUGUGUGUGUGUGAAUACUGAAUAUACAGGUUCAAACAAGAUCUCAAUUCAAUCCUAAGAAACCUGAAGGAAAAGAUGCAAGGUCUUAAAAUAAAAUCAAUAUUAUGUGUUAUGAUAAUUUAAUAUUUUAUUUUAAAAAAAUUAUAUUUUGUUUAUCUUCAUUCAGUUUUUCAGAUGGACUACAUGUCCAAACACUCCAGUGGAGGGGUGCACAAUGUUGGUCCUGGAUCUAAACUUCACGUUGAAAAAGAGAAUUUGAACUGGCUAAAGGAUCAAUGUUCUGAAUCAGAGAGAUUAACGAGCGGAAUGCUGGAGAUAUUGAGCUCAUUCGAGACCAGGCUCGGUAAACUAGAGGAAACUAUUCUUCCUGUUUAUCAGGAGACUGGGAACCUACAGCGUAGACAGGAGAAUAUAGAUCGAACCCUUGAGGAACUAGAUCACGUGAUCAGCUACUAUAAUGUUAGCAAAGAUGUAGAAGCCAUAAUAAGAGAAGGACCUAAUGCUUCCAGUCUUAGAGAAUUUCUGGCUGCCAUGGCGAAGCUUAAAGUU